Messenger RNA from Thelazia callipaeda (thelaziosis nematode), 615 nucleotides. The record is from the annotation of a GenBank genome assembly. Lineage: Eukaryota; Metazoa; Nematoda; Chromadorea; Rhabditida; Thelaziidae.
AUGGGUGCCUACCGUUAUAUGCAGGAGCUGUGGCGUAAGAAACAAUCUGAAACAAUGCGGUAUUUAUUACGAAUACGUUGUUGGCAGUAUCGACAACUUUCUGCCGUUCAUCGUGUAUCAAGGCCAACACGCCCAGAAAAAGCGCGCAGAUUAGGCUAUCGUGCUAAGCAAGGCUACAUAAUCUAUCGCGUAAGAGUACGUAGAGGUGGUCGUAAACGUCAUGUUGUAAAGGGACAGACGUAUGGGAAACCCAAAAACCAUGGUGUUAAUGAGUUGAAGUUCGCUCGAUGCAAACAGUCUGUCGCAGAGGAAAGAGUUGGACGUCGGUGUGGCAGCCUUCGCGUGCUGAAUUCUUACUGGGUUGGUCAAGACUCAACUUACAAGUUCUACGAAGUUAUUAUGGUUGAUCCUGCUCAUAAGGUGAUUCGAGGAAAUCCAGAUACUCAAUGGAUAACUAAACCUGUUCAUAAGCAUCGUGAAUUGCGGGGGUUGACAUCUGCUGGCCGCAGAAGUCGCGGUCUCGGGAAAGGGCAUCACUAUUCAGCUACGAAAGGUGGAUCACGUCGGAAGUGCUGGUUGCGUCGCAAUACUCUAUCACUACGUCGUAAACGUUAA